Messenger RNA from Camellia sinensis, 1329 nucleotides. The record is from RefSeq and is a predicted model, not a curated record. NCBI's taxonomy places the organism in Eukaryota, Viridiplantae, Streptophyta, Magnoliopsida, Ericales, Theaceae.
AUGUUGGAGGAAGCACCUCAAAUCUUGGAAGAGGAUGUGAUUAAUAAUGGUUCUGGGGAUGAUGAUGAUGAUGAUGAUGAUGAUGAUCAGGCUGAGGAGGUACUCACUGGUCCGUUUCCUGGGGGGCCAUCAGAUUCAUCAGGAUUGAAGAGCUUCAAGGCACAUAUUGCAACAACUAUAUGGGAGCAAAAGGAGAGGAAUCCCUUAAGGUGUUAUAAUCAUGCGUCCAAGAUUCUUGAGCAGUGGUGGUGGUCAAGAACCGACAAUAGAAGGUUUAGAGACAUUGUGCAGCAGUCAGGCCUAUCUUCUUUGGUCCAUUGCAUAUAUCAUUUUGUGAGUAGGAUUGUCAUAUUUGCAUUUGUUGAGCGAUGGCAACCAGAGACAAAUACUUUCCAUUUGACAGUUGGUGAGAUGACAAUGACAUUGGAUGAUGUGGGUACCAUCUUGGGGAUCCAUAUCACAGGUAGAUUAGUUAGUGCUAUAAUUUUGACAGAUCAACAGGCACAUACACUUGUGGUUGUUGCCUUGGGAGUUGAUGAUGCUGAAGCAACUGAGGAGCUAUCAUCUGCUAGGGGACAAUUAGUGAAGCUAGAGUGGUUACGGAGCAAAUUCAGUGGUUGUAAAGAUUCAGACACCGAGGAAUUCAUAGCCUGUGCCGCUAGAGCAUAUUUGUUAUUUUUAUUAGGAUGUACACUGUUCAGCGACAAGAGUGAGACGAGAGUUCCUGUUGUGUACUUGCAGUUGUUGAUGGAUUUGACUGAUAUUCAUACAUACGCUUGGGGUGCAGUUGCAUUGGCAUAUUUAUACCGACAGUUGGAAUUUGCCACGAGAUCAGCUGUUCGACAGAUGGCUGGUUACAUGAUAUUGUUGGAGGCAUGGAUUUAUGAGCAUUUCCGACCUUUUAAACCUCACCAAAACAUGGAAUGUACUGUUACUUGGGAUCCAUAUCGUGAUUACCGUCAACAUCACUUAUGUCAUGAGAUCACAUUCUAUACUGGUUGUUUGAAGUGUUUAGAUGUAGUUGAACCCUAUCAUCUUGAAAGGGUUCUUAGACAGUUUGGUAGGGUUCAGACCAUCCCAUCCGUGCCACUCGACCCUGUUUGUGCUGUUAAAGGUGUCAUAGAUGCUGAGUGUAUUGAUCACGCACUACGGAUUGUGCAUCCUAUCAUCGAGGCGGGCCAUGAUGCUAGUGUUCAUGAGCCAGAUAGGCUAUAUGAGGCCAUUGAGAGGAUGACACGUGUUCUUCAGGGUCAACAAAUAGAUGAGGCUAGACCUAGUUCUAUUCUAUUUAGAACAUACAAUCAUAGGAGACAAGUAGAUGAUAGGUAG